This is a messenger RNA of Penicillium taxi, 1179 nucleotides long. RefSeq lists its product as uncharacterized. The record is from RefSeq and is a predicted model, not a curated record. Bases 1 to 1179 code for a protein of 392 amino acids. The transcript is spliced from 3 exons. Lineage: Eukaryota; Fungi; Ascomycota; Eurotiomycetes; Eurotiales; Aspergillaceae.
AUGGGCUACUACGGAGGUGAAGGGCCUAUGGUCAAUGGGGUCCUUGCAAUGAUGCUUGUCAUAGUCAUUGUUUGCGUAGGGCUAAGGCUCUAUACUCGAAAAAUCCUUUUAAAUGCUCUCGGUGCAGACGAUAUUUUUGUUAUUAUCGCAGUGAUUGCUCAAUUAGUGAACAAUAUAUUCAUCGGCAUAUCAUCCCACUACGGUCUAGGGCAACAUUAUGAAGCUAUAGGUAGUCCAGUGAUUUAUAUCGAAGCCGUCAAGUGGGAGUUGUUUAGCCAUGCCACUGAGAUCUUCUCCAACGGAGCUGCCAAGUGUGCCGUCGGGGUUUUCCUUCUUCGAAUUUUGCGAACUAAGUGGCAUAUCUGGUUUGUCUGGAUCAAUCUUUUCAUCACAGCAUUUUUUGCAAUUUUCGGAACUAUCACUUGCAUAAUACAUUGUUUACCAGUACAAAAGUCUUGGAACACAACACUGCCAGGAAAGUGCUGGAUGAACUUUUCCACAUUUGGUUACUUUGUUGCGUCAUGGUACACAAUCAGCGACUUUGCUUUUGCAAUUCUUCCGUGGUUUGUUAUUUGGAAUUUGAACAUGAAGAAGAGCGAUAAGAUGGUGGUUGCUGGCGGCCUCAGUCUUGGAAUCCUUGCUGGAAUAUGUGGAAUUGUGGGAAUUGUGGGAAUUAUUCGCCAGACAACUGCUGCAGACUUCGCUUCCGUUAAUUAUCUAUGUACGCUCCAAUUUUUCAGUAUCCUUGAUCUCUACAACAAAACUGACACGGUUCUAGAUUCCUCAACAUCACUGCUUGUCUGGUCCUCGACGGAAACCGCCCUCACAGUGAUGUGCGCAUGCAUUCCGAUGUUACGACCUCUAUGGAAUCACACCCGAUAUGGACCGGAUAGAACGAGCAACGCAAUUUCUCCCAAUUCUUCUUACAAAAUGCGCAAGUACGCCAAGCAGUCCAGUCAGUAUACCAAAGACACUGGCACCUCUAGAUUUUCCCAAGACGGUCAGAAGUACGGCAUUGUGUAUCCCGAAGAGGCUCUGGAAAAAGGCAGUCCAUAUCAGAAGAAUGGGAAUUACAGUGCAAGCCACAACAGUGAUGAAAUCAUGUUGCGAGGCGUUGCAGUCAUUGAGAGGACGGACGAGGUUGAGGUCUGCUAUGAACAUGUUGGCAUGGCAGUCUAA